Messenger RNA from Staurois parvus, 304 nucleotides. The record is from the annotation of a GenBank genome assembly. Lineage: Eukaryota; Metazoa; Chordata; Amphibia; Anura; Ranidae.
UCCCGUCGGGCCGUUGUAUAUAAAUGGCCGGACGGUGGCAGUGCAGGGUCGGGUGGCUGUUUAUAAACGGCCUCCCCGAAACCUGCUUGUGUCGCCGCUCCCUGGAAGCACGCAGCACCGCGAUCCGGUGCCCGCUGACACAGCGGAACACCGAUCAUUGUACAGGACCUCUGUGUGAGGUCCUGAUCAUGUGAUCACUGAUUAGCCAAUCAGUGAUCACAUGAAGAGUAGUAAGCAAGAUGUCACUUCUGACAUCAUUGCUUACUACGUGUGAGAUCUGUGAAUGAUCACAGAGAUCACAUGG